AUGGGGUCCGAAGUUCUUCUUCCUGUCAUAGAUUUUUCAGAUGAGCUAAAGCCGGGCACUCCUGAGUGGGACUCGGUGAGAGCCCGGGUUCAGCAAGCACUCCAAGAAUAUGGUGGCUUCGAGGCUUUGUUCGACAAAGUCCCUUCCGAGCUUCAAAAAUCCAUGUUUGGUGCAAUAGAAGAUAUGUUUGAAUUUCCUUUGGAAACAAAAUCAAGAACAACCUCUGCUAAUCCGCCAUUCGGUACUGGCUACACUGGCAAGUCAUCAAGAGCAUCCUGGGAGACCAUAGGUAUCGAAGAUGUACUCAUCCCCGAAAAUCUUAGAAGCUUCACUAAUCUCUUGUGGCCGGAAGGAAACCUAGCUUUGAGUACCAAAACAGUAGGGUCCUUCUCAAAGCAACUGUCUGAAUUGGAUCAAAUGAUUAGGAGGAUGGUUUUGGAGAGCUUUGGUGUUGAGAAAUACUGCGAUGAACACAUAGAUUCGUCCCGAUACGGUCUUCGGGUUAUGAAGUAUGAAGCGCCUGAAAAUAUGGAGAGCAAGAUUAUGCUGAUACCUCACACUGACAAGAACCUCUUGACCAUGCUGCAUCAUCAGAAUCACGUAGAUGGGUUAGAGGUGCAAAGCAAAGAUGGAAAAUGGAUCAAUGUGAAACCCUCUCGGGACUCUUUCAUUGUCAUGCCCGGAGACUCUUUACAGGCAUGGAUGAAUGGACGUGUGCAAGCUCCGAUUCAUCGGGUUGUGUUGACCGAAAAUGAAACGAGAUACUCAACGACGAGGCCGUUUUCAACCCCAACAGAAGGUUAUAUUAUAAAAGUUCCGGACAAAUUAGUGGACGAAGAACACCCGUUACGCUUCAAGCCCUAUGAAUAUUCGAAAUAUCUCAAAUUCUUCAAAACAGAGCAAGGACAUAAAAUUCAUCAAUCCAGCGUAAAGAUUUUCUGUGGUGUUUGA
This is a messenger RNA of Cornus florida, 951 nucleotides long. Its product is annotated as probable 2-oxoglutarate-dependent dioxygenase AOP1. The record is from RefSeq and is a predicted model, not a curated record. Lineage: Eukaryota; Viridiplantae; Streptophyta; Magnoliopsida; Cornales; Cornaceae. The transcript is spliced from 3 exons. Gene Ontology annotation, molecular function: dioxygenase activity. The coding region runs from base 1 to 951 and encodes 316 amino acids.